Messenger RNA from Paralichthys olivaceus (Japanese flounder), 1988 nucleotides. The record is from RefSeq and is a predicted model, not a curated record. Lineage: Eukaryota; Metazoa; Chordata; Actinopteri; Pleuronectiformes; Paralichthyidae.
CAGCCCGGCACGUGACGUAGAGUAAGUUCCUGCUCUGGCUUGAGGGAAAGAAAUCUACAUUCAGCCACGGGAGAUUCGCACUUUGCGGCCUGCGGAAGCCCCCUCUCUGAAUAAUGGCCUCACCGAUCUCAGUCUACAACUCAAAUGCCUUGGACAAACACAUCUCCAGUACCUCCAGAGAGUCCCUGAAGAUGGAAUUGUUGGCAGAUGUAUGUCUGCUGCCUGGAGAGGACAGAAUUAUAGAUAAAGACAUCAUCUACAUCUGUCCAUUCCGUGGAGCUGUGAAAGGCAAAGUGUUGAUCACCAACUACAGACUCUACUUCAAGAGCUCAGAUACUGAUGUCGUGGUGACGCUGGAUGUUCCUUUGGGUGCCAUAAGUCGGGUGGAGAAAAUGGGUGGGGCAUCAAGUAGAGGCGAAAACUCCUAUGGCCUGGAUAUCACCUGCAAGGACAUGAGGAACUUGAGGUUUGCCCUGAAGCAGGAGGGCCACAGCAGACGAGAUAUUUUUGAGCUCCUCUUCAGACAUGCCUUUCCCCUAUCAUAUUCUCUGACAUCGGCGGAGUUAUCUGUUCCAGCUUCUCCUUGUAACCAUCCGAGAGUCCCAGAUCAGUUGAGACCUGGAAUCCCAAAUAGUCCUGUGUUUGCAUAUGUAACUCAGGAGAAGUAUGAGGAGAAUGGCUGGAAUGUCUACAAACCCAUAGAAGAGUUCAGACGCCAGGGCUUACCUAAUAACAAGUGGCGUAUUACAUUCAUUAAUAAGAACUAUGAGCUGUGCGACACCUAUCCUACUGUACUGGCUGUACCCUUUAAAAGUAAAGAGGAGGACCUCAGAAGAGUUGCAGCCUUCAGGUCAAGAGGACGCAUACCGGUUCUAUCAUGGAUCCACAGAGAGAACCAGGCAGUGAUUGUCCGUUGCAGUCAGCCUCUGGUUGGCAUGUCUGGUAAAAGGAACAAGGAUGAUGAGCGCUAUCUGGACCUGAUCAGGGAGGCAAACGACACUACCAAGCUAACCAUAUAUGACGCCAGGCCUAACGUCAACGCAGUGGCCAACAAGGUGUGAAGGGAAAGAGGGUUGGUUUGACAGAGGCAGGAGGGUUUACAGCAGUUUACCAUCUCAUGAGCGUUACUUGUCUGCAUCAUUCAAUCUGAAAUGGGGAAAAAGCACCACAUUUCAUCUCUGAAAUGUCACUAUGAAAUGUUAACCCUUGAGGAAGCUUCUACUUUUAACAUGCAUCAUAUACUAUAUUUAAUAUUUCUGAUGUGAUUGUUUCUUUUUUUUAAAGGUUACAAUCAGGUCUGUGAUUCAGGAUUAUUUUCAUUAUCGAUUAUUCUGAUGAUAAUCUUCCUGAUCUGUCAGUUGAGAGAAAAUCAUCCAAUUAUCAUAUUAGAGAAGCUGAAACAAAAUAUGGUUACAAUGUUUGUUAAAUAACUUUCCUAAACAAAUGUAUAUGCCUCUGCUCCAACGAAAGCCAAUGUUUUUGGUUUGUCUGUCUAUCGGUCCGUCCUUCCCGUUCCUGUGAACGCAAUAUCUCAAGGGAAUUUCUUCACAUUUGUUACAAAUGUUCACUUGCACUUGAAGAUGAACUGAUUGGCUAUUGAUGGUUGAAGGUCAAAAGGGCAAGGUCAGAGUGACCUUAAGUCCCUGUGACUGUGAUGUAUUAGGACUGCCCGUCGGGAAUGUAUUUUGAUUUCGUACAAUACAAUUGUACUCAAUGAUUAACUGAUUUGAAUUCAGUUGUAAAGGUCACAGUGGCCUAAAAAAAACAUGAUUUUGGCCUCUUGAAUGAAGGAUAUGUAAUAAACCUAAAUAUUAAAACAAUUUCAAUGCAUGGCUGAGGGGGAAAAGUUGUAUUCAAUAGAAUACAGCAAAGACACAACUAUAUAUGACCUGUAUAUUUUACGUGUUCUUCUAAUAUUCAUAAAGCAUUAGUUAAUGGAAGCAUGUAUUAAGUUGCAUUUUUCUAGAUCUUUUUUUUUUCUUUCAGAU